CUAGGGCUGGUCACAUUUCAGUCAACUGUCAACCCAUAACGGGUACGGAUCGGAAAUUUCGACGAAAUAGAGGAAAAAAAUCUUCCUGGCCGGGAAAACGUUUUCGGUUAGCAAUUGUUAUUGUUUUUUUUUUUCAAUUUUUUUUUUGAAAUUCGAGUGCGGAACUAAACGAGUGAUAUAUUACGAACUACAGUGAAGUGAAUCUUUAACGAGCAUUCCUGAUUAAAAGUAUUUUAACAGCAUUUAAGCGAAACGGGUUGCUUUUAUAAAAUCCAACUGUGAAGUGACUUGACACCCGAUUGGAUUAAAUCGAGCAUAAACAUUCUUCAAGCUAAAAUUAUCAACAUUUGAGGCGAUGUCGCGAACAUCAAGCGACAGCCAGCUAGACAAGGGCCACAUCAAAUCGGCUGCAGUCUACAACAUCCACGGUUUGGCUAAUUCCCAGGCGUCCCUCAACUUUCCCACCAUUCACAAAGACGUUCCUGGUUACCGGGGUAGCAAUGAAUUUAUUCUAUCCGACGACCGGCGGUCUACCAUGGACCAGCUGCGGGAGAUAGGGCCCUGGUGCCGGAGGAAGUGCCAGAAUGUCUGCCGCAAGAAGAUCCUGUACAAGCGCAUCCCGGUGCUCAAUUGGCUGCCGAAGUAUACGGCCCAGGAUGCGGUCGGUGAUCUUGUGGCCGGAUUUACCGUGGGUCUCACGGUGAUACCCCAGGCGUUGGCCUACAGCAGUAUCGCCGGACUGCCGGCAGCGUACGGUCUCUAUGGCUCCUUCCUCGGUUGCUUUGUGUACAUCUUCCUGGGCAGCUGCAAGGACGUCCCGAUGGGCCCUACGGCUAUUGCAUCCCUGCUCACGGCUCAGGUGACCAAUGGCAUUUGGGAACGAGCUGUGCUACUCUGCUUCCUAUCCGGUAUUAUCGAACUUCUGAUGGGCAUCUUUGGCUUAGGCUUCCUCAUUGACUUCGUAUCCGGACCGGUCAGUUCUGGCUUCACCUCGGCCGCUGCUUUGAUUAUCCUGAGCUCCCAGGUGAAAGAUUUACUUGGAAUAACGGCCAGGGGUAAUACCUUCAUCGAACAGUGGGACGCCAUUUUCAAGGACAUUCACAACACCCAGAUUGGGGAUUGCAUCAUGGGGUUCACCUGCAUCGUGGUGUUGCUGUUGAUGAGGUUGCUUCCACGGGUGAAGAUCGGUCCUCCGGAGGAAGAUCAACAAACGGUGCUGCAGAAGAUCUUCAAUAAAUCGCUGUGGCUCAUUGGAACGGCUAGGAAUGCUAUCAUUGUGAUUGUUUGCGGAGCCAUCGGGAAGAUCUACUACGCGAAUGAUGGUUCGGCGCCAUUCCGAAUGAUCGGACAAGUUCCGCAGGGAUUGCCAUCGGUUCAACCGCCACCGUUUUCCGUUCCGGAAUUGUUGUUGGAAGAUGGUCAAGUGCACUCGGCCGAGACCUUCGGCGAUAUGCUAGGUCAUUUGGGAUCUAUGCUGAUCGUUAUACCCCUGAUUGCGCUACUCGAGGACAUAUCGAUCUGUAAAGCAUUUGCUGACGGCAAAUCGGUGGACGCCACUCAGGAAUUGAUCGCAAUCGGUGUUUCGAACAUCGCUAACUCGUUUGUCCAGGGAUAUCCGGGUACCGGUGCUCUUUCCCGAGGAGCCGUCAACAACGCUAGUGGAGUACGAACUCCGUUCGGUGGACUCUACACCGGUAUCAUCGUAAUCCUAGCGCUGCUGUUCUUCACGCCUGCCUUCUUCUAUAUCCCGAAGGCAGCCCUGGCAGCUAUCAUCAUUGCAGCUGUAGUGUUCAUGGUGGAAGUGCGCGUUGUUAAGCCCAUGUGGAGAAGUAAAAAGACGGAUCUGAUCCCCGGAAUCGCUGCGUUCAUUGCUUGUUUGGCACUUCCGAUCGAAUUCGGCAUUCUGGUUGGCAUUGGAUUGAACAUCCUGUUCAUUCUGUAUCACGCAGCUCGUCCCAAGAUUCAUAUGGACCAGAUGAUCACUCCCUGUGGCAUCAAAUUUCUCAUGCUGACGCCCGACCGAAGUCUCAUUUUCCCGUCUUCUGAUUUCGUAAGGAAUCUGAUCAACAAGCACGGCCUCAAGAAUCAAACUCCGGUGGUAAUCGACUGUACGCACAUCUACGGUGCAGAUUUCACGGCGGCCCAGGUCAUCGAUACCCUGAUCAAGGACUUCAAGGCCCGGAAUCAGAUGUUGCUGUUCCUGAACUUGAAGCCUUCGGUGUGUAACGUUUUCGAGGGAGCCGAUCUUGAGUACCGAGUCUUCUACGAUCUGGAACAGCUAGAAAAAGCUAUCCAGGAAAUUCGUCGAAAGAGCUUCCAGGCGUAGACAUUUGGAAGUUAGAAUCGGCUUAGGCAGCGGCCAUCAAAGAAACUCAGGACCAUUCUAACCGCUACUUAAAACACAGAAACACACAAAACUACUUACUAUUAGGUUAAUAUUUAUUAGCAGUUUAUUGGCUACGAUGUCAAACGUGAUCCUAGAUAUUAAGCCCAAACAUCCGACAGGUGGAAGUUGGUACUGAAACUUCUGCCGCUCAGUUACACCCUUAGGGAAAUUCAUUUUUUCUUCAAAUUAUUAGUUUAUAUUUCCUAUAAACGACCACGAAUGAUUUGUGGUGUUGUCUAUCAUAAUUUCGUUUUGUUCCUUUUUAAGUCAGCUUUUCAGAUUUAAUUUGUUUUCACUCCCGGAAAUGCUGGACGGUAUUAGAUCGAACGAAAAGGAAGCAUGCGUUAGCUUGGCUUGCUAUUGAGUAGCGCGAUAGUUAGAGUGUAGUCGACCGUAAUGGGCGCUACACGUUACGAGCUUAACAAACAAAAACCAAUAGAAAAGACGUUAUAAGCCAAAUGAAAGUUUUUGUAGAUUAAGCGAUUUGACUAGUGACGUUAAGGCGAGCUUAGUAAUUGGUUGGAUUAUGUAUUGAUUAUGUUCCUUUAUUUUAAAUAAAACUCAUGGAAAUGUUAAA
Messenger RNA from Uranotaenia lowii, 2963 nucleotides. RefSeq names its product sodium-independent sulfate anion transporter-like. Gene Ontology annotation, molecular function: sulfate transmembrane transporter activity. Bases 356 to 2326 code for a protein of 656 amino acids. Lineage: Eukaryota; Metazoa; Arthropoda; Insecta; Diptera; Culicidae. The record is from RefSeq and is a predicted model, not a curated record. The transcript is spliced from 5 exons. Gene Ontology annotation, cellular component: membrane. Gene Ontology annotation, biological process: transmembrane transport.